UACACGGGAGAGAGAUAGAGAUGAGAGAGAGUAGGAGACGUCCAUGCGACGCGAGACAGAGAGAGCGCUUCUGCGAUUCUUCUUCGAUUCUUCUUUCUCAUUUUCGAUUCCUCUUCCUUGUGUUCGAUUCGUCUUCCUCUUCUUCGUUCUUCUUUGGUUUUCCUUCGAUUCCUUUGAUUUUCCUUCGAUUUCUGAGGCCAAAAACAAUCAUAAUCCCUUCGAUGGCCAGAAACAAGCUUGAUGAACUUCACAAUUAUAGGAGAUAAGUUGUCUGAUGGUAAUCAUAACAUUAAGUGCAAUCAUUGCCAUGAGCUCUACAACAUAGAUCUAGGUAGGAAUGGAACUAGUACUUUGCUUAGGCAUUCGAGACGGUGUUCAAAGACUCCUGGAUCUACACCUGGUAGUAAUAGGAAGCUAGAUAUGAUGUCUUCCGUGAGAUGAUGGCUAUUGCUAUAGUAGAGCAUAAUCUGCCUUAUGCAUUUGUCGAGUAUAGAAGGGUGAGAGAUGCUCUUGCUUAUGCGAAUUCAAGUAUUGAAUUUUGGAGUAGGAACACGGCUGUGUCUGAUGUGCUUAGGAUUUUUGAGAAGGAGAAAGCCAAUCUUAGGAAGGUGUUGACUGAAGUUCCUGGUAGGAAUAUUGGAAAAAUAAUAAAGCUCGGUUUAAGGAGUUGCUCGUAUGGCGUGUGAUGUUCUUUGCAUCCCCAUAACAACUGUAUCUUCAGAGUUUUCUUUUAGUGUUGGAAGCCGGGUCCUUACUAAGUACAGAAGCCGACUGCUCAACUAUAAUGAUGCUCUUAGCCAAAGGAAGAGCACACAUGUCCGCAUGUGGGCAAACCUCAACUAUAAUUUUUUCUUUUCUUUUCUCUCCCUUUUCUCUUUGUCGUGUCAUCUUCUCUUUGUUUUCUCCGACGAUGGCGAUCAAUUGUUUGAAGGUCUUGAUUGUGAGGCUAAAGAGAAGAUCGCUAGAGAGUUAGCUAAACUCGUGUUUGGAUCACAAGAGAGCUUUGUCUCCAUCUGUUUGAGCAGUUUCUCAUUGAAAGAUUUGUGGAAUAAAACGUCGAGAGAUGAGGAGAUCAAUUGGUUUCCGUUUGUGGAAGAUCUGAGCCAGAGUUGGUCGAUACUUGGAAGAGUAGAGCCAUCCACUCUUUCUCUCUCUCCGUAGCGUUCAUCUUCUUCCUCCUCAGUCACAACAGAAGAAAUCGUUUCGUUUCUUAUCUCGCCUCCAAGGCUAGGUUUAAUGUUGAAGCGAGAUGUUGGUAAGUAUUCGAUAGGCAAAACAAUUUAUGGAAGUGACAGAGCAAAGCUCAGACCCUCCUUCUACCAGACCAACUGUGGAUUUCACAAUGGGCGGGGAUAAAGUGACUGAAGAUGGUGUCACCGUUGCUAGAGGCAUUGAGUUGAAGGAUAAAGUGAAGAACGUUGGUGACGGAAACAUGACACAAGACGAGGCACGGACUUGGGUGAGAAGUGUGUUGUGCUGAUGACAGAGGUGAGAAGACGAGGCACAAACUUGGGUGAGAACGACAGAGGUGAGAAGUGUGUUGUGCUGAUGACAGAGGUGAGAAGACGAGUCACGGGUUGUGUAUCUUGUGGUGAAAAGUGGUGAGAAGACGAGUGCUGAUGACAUAGGUGAGAAGUGUGGCUUGGUCUUCUUUUCUAAUCUUUGUUUAUUUUUGUUUUACUAAUCUUUGUUUUAAAAAAAAAAAAAAUUUAUGUUUAAAAUGUUAUCUUCUACUGUACUAUGUUUUAUUUAAAAUAAAAAUUUAAAAUUUAAUAAAACAAUGUUUAAUCUUUUAUUUUUUAAGAAACCUUAAUUAAGAAAUUCCCAAUGAAGCAUAAAAUCUAUGAAUUUUUUAACUAAAUUUUUUAACUAAUUUUUAUUAUUAAACAAGUCACUAAAAAACCUAUACGGAGUUAUAGGGAUAAUGAUGCUUUUACAUGUUUACAUCAUAGUUUGUGUAUCUAUUCUCCACACACACAAAAACAAAAAACAAAUCAAUCAUCCAAUUUUCAAAGAUUUGUGGGGUUCAUCAGCCAUAUACAAAUGUUUUGUUCUGUUUUGUUGUUUUUUUUUUAAGAAAGGACAUUGUGUUUUGUUUAGAAAUGUUUUCCCUUAUUAUAUAGAGAUUAAACAUAUGAAUUAGGGUUAUAUAUAUCCGUAGAAUUAAUUCUUUACAUGCAAUAAGAAAAUUAACACUUUUUCUUUAUUUUCGAAAUUCUUUUAUUACAAAACCUGGAUCCGAUCUGCCAUAGUUCGUUAAAAUUAAAUAAAUAAAUUUUUUUAUUUUUUUUGAAUAAAUGUUAAAUUUAUUCAUCAAAAAAACCCUUCUUACAUCAAGUGUAACCUCUAUUCUCAGAAUUCAUAAAUCUAAUUUUUAGACUUCAAAAAAUUACAUUCUAGUACUAAACCAAAAUUGUAAACCUUCUUCCCAACCCUUCAUUCCUUUAGUUCUUAACAGACUCAGUUUGUUCCUCGUACAUUUUUCCAGCAACUUGAUCGGUAUCUCAAUAGGCAUUGGAUUUUCCUCAUGCUUGAUCCUAUUUCUCUCUCGCCACAGAGCAUGCACUGUUGCUUGAAGAGCAUAUCUGAGACAAAACUUCUUCUUGUUCCCCACCAUUAUAUAUAUGUAACACUCGACCAUUCGGUGCAUUCCCAUUGAAAGAGCUUCACUUACAAGUUACAAAUCUCAACCUCCUUCCACGAUGUCUCCCUCCAUCUCCCUUAUCCUCGCAACCGCCGUCUCCAUCGCGAUCCUCUUCUUAUCCACAAUCUCCUCCGCCGCACCAACUUCCGGUGUCCGCCGUCCAUUCAACAGAAUCUACGCGUUCGGCGACUCAUUCACCGACACAGGAAACUCACGCUCCGGCGAAGGCCCAGCCGGAUUCGGACACUUGUCAAGCUUUCCCUACGGCAUGACUUACUUCCUACGUCCAACAAACCGUUACUGCGACGGUCGACUCUCCAUCGACUUCGUGGCACAGUCGAUGAACUUACCGUUCCUGCCACCGUAUCUCAGCCUCAGAUCCACUAGCGGUAGUAAAGGCACCGCUGCUGAUAGUUACGGCGUUAACUUCGCCGUCUCUGGAGCAACGGUGAUUAAACACUCUUUCUUCUCGGAGAAUAAUCUGACGCUUGAUAUGACUCCUCAAUCUAUCGAGACGGAGCUUGGCUGGUUCGAGAAGUAUUUAGAGACACUUGAAACAAGAGAUAAGGUUUCGUUGUUUAAAGAUUCUCUCUUUUGGAUCGGAGAAAUUGGAGUAAAUGACUAUGCGUACACCGUUGGUUCUGCUGUCUCGAGCGACACAAUAAGAGAACUCAGUAUUUCAACACACACAAGGUUUUUGGAGACAUUGUUGAACAAAGGUGUAAGAUAUAUGUUGGUACAAGGACAUCCGGCGACUGGAUGCUUGACGUUAACGAUGACUCUGGCUGAUGAAGACGAUCGAGACAAUCUAGGAUGUGUUAAGAGUGUCAAUAAUCAGAGCUACACUCACAAUCUUGCACUGCAAUCCAAACUUGAAGAACUUAGGAUCAAGUAUCCGAACGCCACAAUAGUCUAUGCAGACUACUGGAACGCGUACCGUAAGGUAAUAAAGAACCCUAGUAAGUACGGUAUCUCCGAAAAGUUUAAGGCGUGCUGCGGAAUAGGAGAGCCGUAUAACUUUCAAGUGUUUGAGACGUGUGGGUCAGCUUCAGCCACGGCGUGUAAGGACCCCAGUCGUUACAUUAACUGGGACGGAGUCCACUUGACCGAAGGCAUGUAUAAGGUUAUGGCCGAUAUGUUUCUUGAUGGCUGCUUCACUCGACCUAAGUUUAGUUACUUGUUGAACAAGAAACUAAACGGUUUAUGAUAGAAAGAUUUUACCGUUUUAUAUGUUUGGUUUUGGAGUUUUUGACAUUGUUUAGCGAAAUAUGAUCACACGAUUUUUUCUUAUUUUACUUAGAAAAUGUGACCCGUUCUGAGCUC
Molecule: messenger RNA, 3967 nt
Organism: Brassica napus (rape)
Lineage: Eukaryota; Viridiplantae; Streptophyta; Magnoliopsida; Brassicales; Brassicaceae
Product: GDSL esterase/lipase At3g48460-like
Exons: 6
Coding region: 2703-3851 (382 amino acids)
Molecular function (GO): hydrolase activity, acting on ester bonds
Source: RefSeq, a predicted model, not a curated record